CUGUAUAUACUCGUCGAACGGCGAGAAAGAGAAGGAAGAACGAGCGAGCGAUCAUCAGAGCACGGCAGCACAGCAGUAGAGCCAGCAGCUCAGUUCUGUCAAAAUGGCGCUCAAGGCACAAGUCGGUCAGAAGAUCAUGAACGAGGUGAUCAACCAGAAGAAGAAAAACACCGGUGGAACGGAAUGGCGCAUCCUGGUGGUGGACCAGCUGGCCAUGCGCAUGGUAUCCGCCUGCUGCAAGAUGCACGACAUCAGCGCUCAAGGUAUCACCCUGGUCGAGGACAUCCACAAGAAGCGCGAGCCUCUGCCCACCAUGGAAGCCAUCUACCUUAUCACUCCGAGCAAUCAGUCCGUUACCAAGCUCAUCGACGACUUCAGCAAUCCCACCAGGACCAUGUACAAGGCUGCUCACGUCUACUUCACCGAAGUGUGUCCCGAGGAGAUGUUCAAUGAUAUCUGCAAGUCUCUCGCUGCUAAAAAGGUCAAAACGCUUAAAGAGAUCAACAUCGCUUUCUUGCCCUACGAGUCUCAGGUCUUCUCACUGGACUGUCGAGAAACGUUCGCCUGCUUCUACAACCCGUCUCUUAUCAACGUGAGAAAUGCAAACAUGGAAAGGAUCGCCGAGCAAAUCGCAACUCUCUGCGCCACCUUGGGCGAGUAUCCGUCUGUCAGAUAUCGAAGUGAUUUCGACCGCAAUGUGGAGCUGGCACAGAUGGUUCAGCAGAAACUGGACGCUUACAAGGCUGACGAGCCCACCAUGGGCGAAGGGCCGGAGAAGGCACGAUCGCAGCUUCUGAUUCUGGAUCGUGGAUUCGACUGCGUGUCACCGUUGCUUCACGAGCUCACCCUGCAAGCUAUGGCCUACGACUUGUUGGAGAUUGAAAAUGACGUGUACAAAUACGAGGUGGCAGUUGGAGACGGAAGACAGGAGAAGGAAGUGUUGCUGGACGAGAACGAUGAUCUCUGGGUCGAUCUGAGGCAUCAGCAUAUUGCAGUUGUAUCAACGAAUGUCACGAAAAAUCUGAAGAAGUUUACGGAAUCGAAGCGCAUGCCUCAAACGAGUGAAAAACAGAAUAUGCGAGACCUGUCGCAGAUGAUCAAGAAGAUGCCACAGUAUCAAAAGGAACUGAGCAAAUACGCGACUCACUUGCAUCUCGCCGAAGAUUGCAUGAAGCAUUAUCAGGGCAACGUAGAUAAGCUUUGCAAAGUCGAACAGGAUUUGGCCAUGGGAACAGACGCCGAAGGUGAGCGCAUCAAGGACCACAUGCGCAAUAUUACACCCAUUCUGCUGGAUCAAAAUAUCAACAACAUGGACAAACUGCGUAUCAUCGCACUUUAUGUCCUCAGCAAGAACGGCAUCCCAGACGACAACUUGAAUCGCCUCAUCCAUCACGCUCAGAUGUCGCCCGAGGAUAGACAGACAAUCGUCAACAUGGCAAACCUUGGCCUGAACGUUGUCGUUGAAGGAAACCGCAAGAAGAUCUACACUGUACCAAGGAAGGAGAGAAUUACUGAACAGACUUAUCAGAUGAGCCGUUGGACACCGGUUGUCAAGGACAUCAUGGAGGACGCGAUCGAAGAUAAACUCGAGCAGAAGCACUUCCCGUUCUUGGGCGGACGGACUGCCAGUUCCGGCUACCACGCUCCGACAAGUGCUCGCUACGGUCACUGGCACAAAGAGAAGGGUCAACAAACCAUAAAGAAUGUACCGCGUCUGAUUGUCUUCAUCGUCGGUGGCGUCUGUUUCUCAGAGAUCAGGUGCGCUUACGAGGUGACGAAUGCUCAGAAGAAUUGGGAGGUCAUCAUUGGUUCAUCGCACAUCAUUACGCCAAAGUCUUUCCUCUCGGAACUGUCAAAGCUUCACAUCAACGUCGCAUAAGCGAGCUUCGCCGCUGAGCAAGAUCUUUAACAUUCCCGCAUUUAAAUGUAAUAAUAAGCUAUGCUACAUAAUGCUAAAACAGUAUAAAGGCCAGUAACCCUGGUUCCAUCGUCGUUAAAGCAACACCCGUGAAAAUCUGUCGGUGAUGAUUGUCGGCCAAAAGAUGCAAAAAAAAACAACUUAUAGUCGAUAUUGUAGCAAAAACAAAUGCACUUCAGUCAAUUUACGUAGCAGCAAUUGAUAAACGUUUUGCUAUUACGGAGGGAACGAUUGUGAUUAUGAUGAUGAUAAUGAUGAUGAUGAAGAUGAUGAUGAUAAUGACAAUGAUGGCACAGCAUAUUGGAAUACCCGCACUAGUUGAGAGCGAGAGAAAAGAGAAACCCCAUUUUAACCGACUUAUGUAUAGAGAUAGAUUCACAAUUUUCGAGCGCUAAAAGGGUUACCUGGUAAUAAAGUGCCUGUGCGAAAAGAAUCACGAGGCAGCUCGCGGAUUCUAAACACGUUGGCAAUAUCAUUGUAGGACCUUAUUCCAGGUGGAGAAAUUCUCUGAGCCUGGGACGAAAAUUUUCAUAUACAAUUAUAUAUAUCGUCGUAUUUAAAGCUAUAUACAUAAUAUGAUAAGAUGUAUUUACACUCCAAUAUUGAACACACACACGAUGGUUUACGAUUCGUGUGUAACCAUAACUGAUCAUAUCUCUCAACAAUUGUGUGGAGGACAAAUUUGCGUACCAAAAUAUAUAAUUAAUAUGGAAAUUUUUUUCCCGGGUUAUACUUACUGUGAAAUUCGAUAUUCUGUUGAACGAUAUAAAUUAUUUGUAUUAUUAGUCGUAUUAGUAGUAGUAUAUUUUGUUAAAGAAGGUCCAUAUAUGUUUAUAUAUUUGGCUUCUGUUGUUUUCGAGUAAGAUUUAAGUAUGUUUAAGUAUAAAAGCGAACAAAUUUUCGUUAGUUCGUGACAUGAAUUUCACGCGAUAAAAUGAUUAUUAUUGUAAAAAUUCUUCGUUCCUAGAAAUUAUACUUUGAAGUGAGUUGUAGAGAAACUAAAAAAAAGUAUUUUUACCAGGAGUCUUAACCUCGUAAAGUCGUAAUUUUAAACCGAGAAUCACAAGCAAUGUAACUUUACACGUCGCAGCCGUGAACCAAUUGGUCGACUUGUAUCAACUUUUGACGACAACAAAUCUUUAAAAAAAAAAUGUGAAACCGAAAGAAAGAGAAAAAGUAUUGUAAAACGGUCCUUAGAUAGAAUUGUAGCGAACAGUGUGUCACGCCACAGUGCAUGAGAUGUGAAUUAUUUGUUACACCCGCGAAAAGUAUAGUUUUCGGCAACUUCUGGUCGACACAAGCAUAGAGGGCUAAAUCAUCGAAUUGUCGAUUUACCCGAUCUCACUCGUGUCGACCGUCGGAGUAAGAUUUUUGCAGAGCUAAUUAAAAUCGCACUUUUUAACAAGUAGCUUGAAUAACAGAAAUCUUCAGAUAGUAAGUGCGCGUGUAAAUUGCCUUAAAUUAUUUACUUCUUAACAAUUGUAAGAUCCGACGUUUUUCUAGUUGAGCAAACGUUUUUUGGUCCCUCGAUCGACGAAACCCCCUUUAAAUCGCUGUCGUUACUGUCAACGGCUCGAAUUCAUUCUUCGUCUCUAUAACGAUUAUUAAUGAUUCAAGAUUUAUGUGUUUUUGAAAGAAUUCUAAUCGUAACAGCGUAUUAAUAAACAAUACUCGAUGAUAAGCUUCUAUAACAGACUUCCGUUUGAUGCUAACCGAGAUAAAAAACAAUUCAUAUCGUCAUUUGCUAACUUUAUUGUCAUCUUGAAGUAGGAAAUUCAAUGUAUCAAUUGUCGUUCACGUGAAUUAAUUAGCUUCAUUUUAGCAUUCAAUGUGAAACAUUGAAAAGGCGAAUAAUUAAAAUUCUAAAUCUUGCUUUAAGCUUGAAGAUCCUCUUGUAGAGACUGGUAACUUUCGAUUGUACUUACUUAGAAGCUAAUUGAUACAUUUAAUUAUCUAACGAAAGUGACCGCAAUAUAUAAAUGUUCACUGAGAAAAGUAGAAAGAAGCUCGAUGCAUUGGAGCAGUGUGAAUAGUGGCAAACAAGUAUUAAGAAAAAAAAAGUAAAAGCAGCAAAGUCUCGUCGAUAUAGCUCGUCAAUCUUGUAACUUUCAAACAGUUUAUAAAUAUUCAAAGUAUACGUUUUCUCAUAGAAUUUCUUAGCACUCGCUCUUUGCAUCAUUAUAAUAGUGGCUGCGGAGAUGCGGUCGAACUGUCGAUAGGAGAAAAUUAUAGAUGGUAACGACUUCAAAUUUUAGGGGAUCACUUUUUGGUCAGUGGACGUUUGCCUGUUAUUUGAUCGUUCAUGAAUUAAAGUACGUUAUAAAUGAGCGUUGCGGUUGUACGGCAACAGGAUUAUUAUAGAGUUUACGAUAUUUAUAAAAAAAAGUAUAUAUAUUAUAAAUAAUAUAUAUGUAUGUAGUCGUAGCCCAGAAAAGUGUUCUGCUUAUAAAAAGAAAAAGGAAAAAAUGGUCUACACGUCACUGUAAUAAAACUUAUCUUAUUAUUGAAA
Molecule: messenger RNA, 4427 nt
Organism: Nasonia vitripennis (jewel wasp)
Lineage: Eukaryota; Metazoa; Arthropoda; Insecta; Hymenoptera; Pteromalidae
Gene: Rop
Product: protein ROP
Exons: 11
Coding region: 104-1879 (591 amino acids)
Biological process (GO): vesicle-mediated transport; intracellular protein transport; neurotransmitter secretion
Cellular component (GO): plasma membrane; secretory granule
Molecular function (GO): syntaxin binding
Source: RefSeq, a predicted model, not a curated record